Aedes albopictus (Asian tiger mosquito) is the source of this 1897-nucleotide messenger RNA. RefSeq names its product neutral alpha-glucosidase C-like. The record is from RefSeq and is a predicted model, not a curated record. Bases 14 to 1873 code for a protein of 619 amino acids. The transcript is spliced from 2 exons. Gene Ontology annotation, molecular function: alpha-1,4-glucosidase activity. Gene Ontology annotation, biological process: carbohydrate metabolic process. Lineage: Eukaryota; Metazoa; Arthropoda; Insecta; Diptera; Culicidae.
UUCCAUUUCAGAUAUGAAAACCAACCAAUUCAAUGGCGUCCUCUUCAACAGCCCCGGCCUAACGGAAGUGGAAAUCGUCCGUUCCCGUCUGAUCGUCAUCCGCGCCCAAUUCACCGGUCACUUCGAGUUGGAGCUGCUUCCGGGUCCGAAUCCGGCCGACCUGCACCACCAGCUGAAAACGAUCACCCGCAACCAGUACCAACCGCCGUUCUGGUCCUACGGCGUUCACGUUUGCGAUGAGGCUCGUAACGCUAGUUUGGGUGCUGUUCGCGCCGAUAUUGAAGGAAUGAUCGAGGCGGGGAUCAUCUUCGAUUCGCACUGCAUCAACGACGACCUGUUUUGGUUGUCCAGCGCGAUGGCGAUCACUACGGAGUUGGAGGAGGUGAUUGGGCUGCUGGCCAAUCACAGCAAGCGGUUUGUGCCGUCGGUUGUGAUGGUGCUGGAGCCGGCGGGGAAUCCCGCGUAUACGACCGCCCGGACCAAUGGGCUGUUGCUGCGUAGUGCUUAUAAUAUAGCGCCGUAUAGGGGGUUGGUCCGGAACAGGACUGCGGUGUAUUUGGAUUGGCGUACCGAGCGGCAUGAGAUGACGGUGUGGUUCGGGCAGACGUGGACGAGUGUGAGGAACUUGAACGGUUCGGGGGUUACUGUGAGGGAGGGAUGUCUGCGAGACGAUGGGAAUAAGACGUAUCCGAGUAGGGGGCAGUUGACGUAUUUGCCCGACGGGUUGAACAGUUCGAUUGCGGAUUUGAUCCGGUGGGAUACGAAGCUGUCCGAUAGUAUGGAGAUGGUGGUGAAGAGUCAGAACCGGAUGGGACCGGAGAUGAUGCGGAGAGUUGAGGAGCAGGUGGGAGCGGGGGAGUUUGUCGUGACGGGGGCGUAUGAUUUGAGGACGAGGGCGGCGAUUAUGGCGCAGAAUGUGUCCGGAACGUGGAUUUCGUUGAGGAAUGAGGUUAAUCGAGCGAUUGGGUUGUCGUUGGCGGGGUUGAGUUUUAUUGGGACGCCAGUUUGCGGAAAUGCGAGGGAUAACGUAACGGAGGAGCUGUGCAUCAGAUGGUACCAGUUCGGGUCGCUGUUGCCGCUAUUCAAGGUGUCGGAGGAUCGGAUGCCGCAUCGAUUCAGUAGAUUCGCUCAGCGAAUCAUGCUGUCUAUGAUACGUAAGCGUUAUGCUUUGAUGGAAUACAUGAAUACGUUGAUCGUGACGGAUUCGGCUUAUCUACGGCCGAUGUUUUACCACUAUGAAGAGGCGAGGAACUUCACGGCGGAGUUGUGGGAGCAGUUUAUGGUGGGGGAAGCUCUGUUGGUGGCGCCUGUACUGUUACCGCAGAUGACUCAAAUCGAUAUCUACUUUCCGGAGACGUUCUACGAGUUGUGGGCCGGAGAGGAACUUCCGACGAACGAUGUACUGCAGUACGCUGUUGUGGAAUCCGACCUGCCGAUGUUUGUACGACCAGGCUACGUUGUUGGGUUAAGGCAGAUUUCCGACGAAGUUCUGGCGAUUGACGAAGCUCGGCUUCAGCCGAUGUUCCUUACAGGAGCUGUGGCGUGUAACAUCCGUAGGACCAAAUGCGAUGCAUCUGGAUCGUUGACCUUUGAGAAAGGCUUCGGAUUGGAGUUCCGCGUGGCAUUGGAACAGGAACUCAUCAUUCGAAUUCGACUUACAGUAAGAAACGAGUCCCUGAAGGAUUCGGCAUGCUCUCCAACGCACAAAACCCUUUCCGGUGAAGUGCUGUUCGUUCAGCUUUACGGCCAUCCAAACCGUACAGAACCCCUUGUUCAUCAGCUAGACUUCGACCUCUGCCAACUGACGGAAACGGAAGCAGAAAAAGUUUACAAUUUUCCUAAUAACGAAACGCAAUCAGAAAUCCUUCAAUAAAACUGUCACGGUAAUCAACCAUCA